UUUCAGUGAACUGUAUGCCCCCACUCCGAGUCAUUGCUCAUCCAGCCUCUUGGCCGACAAGUUCACCAAUGAAAAAUUAGUUUAAUUUAAUUAAUUUGAAAAAUAAAGAUGGAAAGAGUGUUGAGCGCGUUGAUUGUUGUGUUGGCGGUCAGUUUUUACGGAGUGUCAGGAUUUCCCUGGAAGUUGAUUCACAGGUCCAUUGAAGAAAAUGUUGGAAUUACAUUGAAUCAAAUAGCGGAACCCCUUAUGGAGAACGAAUCAAAGGUUUUUCAAACUGAAUUCCAUAAAUUGGCCUCAAAUAAAAAUGACGAGCUGACGAUUGCACGUCAAAUUCUCGAGCGCGUUCCUCUCAUUGACGGGCAUAAUGAUUUACCGCACGUUAUUCGACUCCUGGCCGAGAGUCAACUGGCUAGCUUCAAUUUGACAGAUCUUGCAGAUAAGAAUCCUUGGAAAUCUGAUCCUUCGUCGCAUACUGACAUUCUCCGUCUCCGACAAGGGAAGCUGGGCGCUCAAUUUUGGGUGGCGUAUACGAAUUGCAAUACUCAGCACAAUGAUUCGCCGCAAAAGACGAUCGAACAAAUUGAUCUCAUCUACCGCUUGAUUGACUUGUAUUCAGACACUUUUCAACUAGCCACCACAGCUCAAGAAAUUGAGGACAUCUUUGCAUCGGGUAAAAUUUCCAGUCUGAUUGGAGUUGAAGGUGGUCACUCCAUUGGAAAUUCCCUCGGUGUAUUGCGCACUUUCUAUCGACUCGGAGUUCGUUACAUGACUCUCACCCAUUCGUGUCCGACUCCAUGGGCUGACAAUUCACAGCUGGAUAACCCGGGUCAGGAACCUAUUCACGAUGGACUUACCAGUUUUGGAGAAGCAAUAGUCCAAGAGAUGAAUCGCUUGGGCAUGAUGGUGGACAUUUCGCAUGUGUCGGUCUCGACAAUGGAAGACGUAUUGAACGUGUCGAAAGCGCCCGUGAUUUUCAGUCACUCGGGGGCAUUUUCCGUUUGCAACAAUACUCGAAACGUGCCCGAUCAUAUCCUUCGUCGAUUGGCGAAAAAUGACGGAAUUAUCAUGGUGGUAUUUUAUAACGAAUUCAUCGCCUGCGGUCAGUCGGCAAGCCUCAACGAUGUGGUGCGCCACAUCGAACACAUUCGUAAUGUUAUCGGGGAAGAUUACAUUGGACUCGGUGGUGACUUUAACGGAGUUGAUAGGGUUCCCACUGACUUGGAUGAUGUUUCAAAGUAUCCCAACCUCUUCGCGGAAUUGUUACGUCGCGGUUGGAGCGAAACAGAUUUAGAAAAAUUGGCUGGUAGAAAUAUGCUGCGCGUGAUGCGUCGUGUUGAGCAGGUUAAAAUGGAACUCUUAUCCAUGGAGCCGAUUGAAGAAUGGAUUCCGGCCGAAGACCUCCGACCUGAGCACAAGCAAUGUCUCACCGAGUACAGUUAAUUUUUCAUCGAUAGAUUUCUUCACGGUUGAUUCAUCAGCAGGUUCUAAGAAUUUGAACCGCGCAAUUUAAAUUUGUAUUCGCCUCCACGCGCACCAUAGCAAUCGUUUAAAAUUACCCUCGCUUGAUUCCUUAUACCAAAUUCUAUUAUAAUUGUCAAUCGAAAAGAGAAACUUGUGUUUGCUUCACGCUCAGUCAUCAAACAGUCUGAAUUGAAUGGCUAGACUGAAUAAUUUGAUUUCAAAGAAGAUAGUAUCAGGUUUGUGCAAAAAUGUCUAGACUGCCAAAUAAAUAGCGCUUUAUACAUUGA
Molecule: messenger RNA, 1748 nt
Organism: Daphnia pulicaria
Lineage: Eukaryota; Metazoa; Arthropoda; Branchiopoda; Diplostraca; Daphniidae
Product: dipeptidase 1-like
Exons: 9
Coding region: 109-1440 (443 amino acids)
Biological process (GO): proteolysis
Molecular function (GO): metallodipeptidase activity
Source: RefSeq, a predicted model, not a curated record